CUGGAUUAUAAAUGAGCUUGGUCUGGCAACAACUCUUUUUCACCGACCACUUUGAGCGUGUAGCACGCGUGUCAUCGGACGCUGGUUGCGUAACACAAGGCAUUCGAGAUGGGGCGUAUGCACUGUAGUGGCAAGGGCAUCUCCCAGUCGGCACUGCCAUAUCGGCGGAGUGUGCCCACAUGGCUCAAGCUCACCCCUGAUGAUGUCAAGGAGCACAUCUACAAGUUGGCCAAGAAGGGCCUCACCCCAUCCCAGAUUGGUGUCAUCCUUAGGGACUCUCAUGGUGUGGCUCAGGUGCGCUGGGUGACUGGCAACAAGAUCCUGCGCAUCCUGAAGGGCAAGGGCCUAGCCCCUGACCUUCCAGAGGACUUGUACUCACUGAUCAAGAAGGCUGUGGCCAUCCGCAAACACUUAGAGCGCAACCGCAAGGACCGCGACUCCAAGUUCCGUCUCAUUUUGGUCGAGAGCCGAAUCCACAGGCUGGUGCGCUACUACAAGGCGAAGCGUAUCCUGGCUCCCACCUGGAGGUACGAGUCCUCCACAGCUUCGGCCCUUGUUGCCUGAGCUGCCAUUAAAAGAUUGCUUUCAUGCCA
Molecule: messenger RNA, 593 nt
Organism: Rhipicephalus microplus (southern cattle tick)
Lineage: Eukaryota; Metazoa; Arthropoda; Arachnida; Ixodida; Ixodidae
Gene: RpS13
Product: ribosomal protein S13
Biological process (GO): translation
Cellular component (GO): cytosolic small ribosomal subunit; nucleolus; ribosome
Molecular function (GO): structural constituent of ribosome; small ribosomal subunit rRNA binding
Source: RefSeq, a predicted model, not a curated record